Messenger RNA from Cetraspora pellucida, 540 nucleotides. The record is from the annotation of a GenBank genome assembly. NCBI's taxonomy places the organism in Eukaryota, Fungi, Glomeromycota, Glomeromycetes, Diversisporales, Gigasporaceae.
AUGAGAGUAUCGAUAUUUAUUGAGACAAAAGAAAUUAGACUUAUAGUUAGAAUCAAAGAAUUAGAGCAGAGUCAGACCAAGACUGACAAACUUAUAGUUAGAAUUACAGAAUUAGAAUAUGCUAAGGAAAAGAAUAUUAAACUUAAAGCUGAAGUAGCAAAACUAAGACAUGACUUUGAGAAAAUUAAACUACAGAUCCAAGUUAUUACUAACAAAAAAGAUAUACCUUCUACAGAUAUUUCACACUCUCUGGCAAAUAAAACCACUAUUACAUCCAACUCUUUAUCUAUAUCAUCAGAAGAUAAGAAGAUUGAUGAAUUUAUAGAUUCAAAAUAUAAAGAAAAGGUUAACUUAUCAUGUGAUAUAAAAACCAUUUCCCAAGAAAAUGAUUAUGACAUAAUUGAAGGUGAAAUAAAAAUUACUUUCCAAGUAAACAAUCAACAAAAAACUAUUCUAAGUUCUUUACCAGUGAAAGAUUUUGAUGAUUCUGAUGAAAUUGAACUUACUAAAAAUCAGAAUAUAGAACUGGAUUUAAUAUAA